Molecule: messenger RNA, 1205 nt
Organism: Alosa sapidissima (American shad)
Lineage: Eukaryota; Metazoa; Chordata; Actinopteri; Clupeiformes; Clupeidae
Gene: fgf12b
Product: fibroblast growth factor 12b
Exons: 5
Coding region: 433-1086 (217 amino acids)
Biological process (GO): fibroblast growth factor receptor signaling pathway; cell differentiation; positive regulation of protein phosphorylation
Cellular component (GO): cytoplasm
Molecular function (GO): fibroblast growth factor receptor binding; growth factor activity
Source: RefSeq, a predicted model, not a curated record
CACACACACACACACACACACACACACACACACACACACACACACAGGCGCUCUAUCUGCAUAGGCAAAUUCUAGAGGGGCAGUGGUGAGGGAGAGAGAGAGUGAGUGAGAGAGGGAGAGAAGUUGACAGAGAGAGAGAAAGAGGUAGAGAGGGAGGGAGAGCAGUUGAGGAGGGGUAGAGAGAGAGAGAGGGUGACGAAGCCAUCAGGGAGCAACUUUGCACAACAGAUAUCAAGGGUUGUGCAAGAUUAGAACCCUUAGAGGUCCACACAGGUAAAGCAGCCACUGUUGGUCCUGAUACACUCUGGGAGUUUUUUUUUUGCAUGUCGGCCUGAGAGGAUUGCGGCAGAUCACCCAGUACCCGGUCAGACCUGUGGAGUCGUACAGUGAGGGGACAGGGGAAAAAGUGGACGUUAGGACGCGCCUCGCAAAAUGACCCGCUACUGCAGUUUGCUCCGGCGGCUUCUGUCACUCGACAAAAAGGGCGAGGACGAUGAUGAGGAGGAAGGGGCAGCCAAAAUAGAGAGCACCGAGCCGGAGCCACAGCUGAAAGGCAUUGUGACGCGACUGUUCAGCGAGCAGGGCUUCUACCUGCAGAUGCAGCCCGAUGGCACUAUCAAUGGGAGCAAAGACGAGAACAGUGACUACACCCUGUUUAACCUCAUCCCAGUGGGCCUGCGAGUGGUGGCCAUUCAGGCGGUCAAGACCGGACUCUACGUGGCGAUGAACGGAGAGGGCUUCCUCUACACCUCAGACAUGUUCACGCCUGAGUGUAAGUUUAAGGAGUCCGUGUUUGAGAACUACUACGUCAUCUACUCCUCCACGCUGUACCGGCAGCACGAGUCCGGCCGCGCCUGGUUCCUGGGCCUCAACAAGGAUGGCGUGGUCAUGAAGGGCAACCGUGUGAAGAAGACUAAGCCCUGCUCACACUUUGUGCCCAGACCUAUCGAAGUGUGCAUGUACAAAGAGCCGUCGCUGCAUGAGAUCGAGGAGAAGCAGCGCUCGCGGAAAGACUCAGGGACUCCCACCAUGAACGGCGGCGAGAAGGUGGUGAGCCAGGACACUACAGAGCAGGACGGGUCAUAGCCUGCACCGGGCACCACAAGCACGGCACAGUGCGGCGCCCCCUGGAGUCGAACUCCAUUUCUUACACCUUGUUCAAGAGAAAUCAAGCAAGCGAGCUAACAAACAAACAAACAAACAAA